Molecule: messenger RNA, 1167 nt
Organism: Seminavis robusta
Lineage: Eukaryota; Bacillariophyta; Bacillariophyceae; Naviculales; Naviculaceae
Source: the annotation of a GenBank genome assembly
AUGGCCACCGCUGCUGCGACAUACGCUACUGUUAUCAACCCUCCACAGCCCGAGAUUAUUGAAAUCCUCUCGGACGACGAAGACAUCAUCGUUGACUUGACACUAGAUGACAGCGACGACGACGACGACGAUAUGGUGGAAUUGGAUGCCGCUUUCGCCAAAUUGAUGGACAAGGAAGAACAGUCGGUCCGUCAAAGACAACAUAAACAAGUUGAGAGUGACCAACGACUUGCAAGAAGCCUUUUGGGCAAGGAUGACUAUGCUAGAUUGUUACAAGAGCAGCAAGACGCAAAUUUCGCAAAGAGUAUCACGUUGGACGACAAUGAAGAGUCAAGAAGUGCACAUUCCAGUCAAGUGACAGUCGACAACGACAAGAAGCUACCAUGGCCACGCAAGAAACCAGUCAAACCAAAGCCAAAGCCAACGGUCAAACCUCCACCAAAGCCAACGAUCACACCCAUCGGAACCUUGCACUACAAUGUCGUAGCUAUCCCUCAGACAAACGAGGAUCCUUUCCAUCCAGUACCACCGGAAGAGUUGAUAUCAUGUAAAGACGAAUGCCCCAUUUGUUUCGAAGUUUACUCGAAGGAUGUUGUGGAAAUGAAUGUCUGUCGCCACCGAUUUCACAAGGAUUGCAUCGAUACAAUGUGCCAUCUCUGCAGCGUUUCUCACGAAGAGCCCAACAGAGGCAGGAGUCCUUCUGGUACCAUGUCCAUCUCUGUUUCUACCGGUACAUGUUGUAGCGAUUGCAGUGGCCAUGCCGGUGUAGGAUCGAUCCAAGUCACCUACAGCAUCAAUGGUGGUGUCCUUGGCCCUCACCAUCAGCAGCCAGGUGCUCCCUUUGCACGCUUGAGCCAUGUUACCAUGCUACCAAACAAUACCAAGGGUCGGGCUCUGUUGAAGCGCAUGGAGUAUGCCUUUGAACGAGGCCUCUCGUUUGAUGUUCCAAGCAAUCGUCCAUCCGGUGCCCUUGCAAUCUACACUGCUGCUUGUGCCAACCAUGUCGACAGCUUGACGGCUACUCUACAAUCCUGGUUAGACCCCCACUUCAUUGAGAAAUGCCACGAGACAUUGGAUAACCUGAAAGUCCCCGCGGCGCUGGUUCUUCGGCAUUCCCACAACGUUUCAUUCGACCAGCCAGCUCGCUCGGUAGAUACCGGUAGCUAG